AUGAUGGAGUAUAUACUUUUGAUCUUCCUAUCUACCUUCCUCUCAGUUUCCAUGACAUCUGAAACAUUUGAUGCAAUGGAAGGUGAGGCUUUAGUUAUAAAAUGUCCCCGAUGGAGUUCAUCUGUGAAAACCACCUGGUAUUACACGGAUACUAACAAAAUAAUUCCUUCAGAAGAGGAGGGAUCAAGAAUAUUUUCCUUAAAUCGAUUUCUUUGGUUUCUGCCAACUUCUAGAGAGGAUUCUGGAAACUACACUUGUGUUAUACUUUUUUCAAAUAAUCACACGAAGUCAUUCAACAUGAGUGUGCAGGUGCAUCCAUACAAAAAAGGAGUGUGUUUCCCAAGUCAGAUUCGUUAUCCAAAUGACACUGGAAGAGGAAAAAUAGUUUGUCCUACAAUUGACAAUUAUAAGAAUGCCACUAUCAUCCAGUGGUAUAAGGACUGCAAACCUCUUCAGGGAGAGAGAUACAUCAAGGAAGAAAAAUACAUUUUUAUUAACAAGCCAAGAAAGGAGGAUGAUGGUUAUUAUACUUGUCAGUUUAUCUACACUCACAAAGGAAAUGUGUUUAACGUAUCAGCAACAAGAAUUUUCAUAAGUAAGGAAAAACACUCACCUCUACAGCCUCAAAUUUUAUUUCCAAAGAAUAAAGAAGUAAUAGAAGUGGAGCUCGGUGCUGCUUUUUCUCUGACAUGUCAGGCCCGCCUGGGGAUUAGGAAACAGCCUUUGGCUCAUGUCACGUGGGAUGUGGACAACAUACCAGUGAAAGAGUUAGAUACAUCAAGAUUUCAUGAAAAAACCCAUUUUUUUGAAGGACCUGCACAUGAAUAUUACAGAGAGACUACUUUGCAUAUUACUGAAAUAAAAAAGGAGGAUCUGCAGGCAAAUUUCACGUGUGUGGCACUGAAUGAAAUGAAGAACACAAAGGCCACGGUGAUGUUGAAGCUCAAAGCACCAUUGGGUUUUCCUAACGUCCUCCUGAUAGCAGGAGCUCUUGUUCUGUUAGUUACAAUGGCAGUCUCUGUUACACUUUAUCAGUACUUCCGAGUUGAUAUCGUUCUAUUGUACCGGGAGAUAUUUCAGCCCUACUCAGUCAAGGACGAUGGGAAGAUAUAUGAUGCAUAUGUUAUCUACCCCAAAAGCCGCACCGAUGAAGCUAAUUUUGUGGAAUAUUUUGUUUACCAAAUCAUGCCAGAUAUUCUUGAAAAUAAAUGUGGAUACAAACUAUGUAUUUUUGGGAGAGAUAUAUAUCCUGGAGAAGAUACAGCCAGCGCAAUUGAGAAAAGGAUGCAGAAGAGCAGGCGGCUGAUCAUCCUUCUAACACAUCAUUUGAUUAAUUGCAAAGAACCUGCUUAUGAUCAACACAUUGCUUUAUACAAUGCUCUCAUUCAAAAUGAUACAAAGGUGAUCCUGCUGGAAAUGGAGACAAUUGGGACUUAUGAGAAGCUGCAGGAAUCUCUUAGGUUUGUUAUUAAGAAGCAAGAUGAAAGUUCAGAAACUUGA
Messenger RNA from Chaetura pelagica (chimney swift), 1500 nucleotides. It is a transcript of the gene IL33R, whose product is annotated as interleukin 1 receptor-like 1. Lineage: Eukaryota; Metazoa; Chordata; Aves; Apodiformes; Apodidae. Gene Ontology annotation, molecular function: interleukin-1 receptor activity; interleukin-33 receptor activity; interleukin-33 binding. Gene Ontology annotation, biological process: signal transduction. The record is from RefSeq and is a predicted model, not a curated record. Bases 1 to 1500 code for a protein of 499 amino acids. The transcript is spliced from 11 exons.